Tripterygium wilfordii is the source of this 2664-nucleotide messenger RNA. RefSeq names its product cation/H(+) antiporter 15-like. Gene Ontology annotation, molecular function: antiporter activity. The transcript is spliced from 4 exons. Lineage: Eukaryota; Viridiplantae; Streptophyta; Magnoliopsida; Celastrales; Celastraceae. The record is from RefSeq and is a predicted model, not a curated record. Gene Ontology annotation, biological process: proton transmembrane transport; regulation of pH. Bases 1 to 2574 code for a protein of 857 amino acids. Gene Ontology annotation, cellular component: endomembrane system; membrane.
AUGGUGAUUAAGCAAGCAAAGAUUGAAGCAGAGAAAGUUAAAGAAAUGGGGAUCAGAGAUACAAGAAAGCUAGCAGAAACAAUAAUGGUUAUAGGUAACAGGACGAUUGUAUGCCAAGACAAAGGCAGUAUGUGGUCACUGAGUUUAUGGCAUUCCUCAAACCCUCUCCAGGCAGCCAUUCCUCUUCUUCUUGUGCAGGUCUCCUUGAUCUCCACCGUCUCCAAACUUAUUGAGUUUUGCCUCAAGCCUCUUGGACAGUCCACCAUUGUCUCCCAGAUUCUUGGUGGUAUGGUAUUUGGUCCAUCAAUGCUAGGGCAUCAAAAGACAAUAGCAAGUACCUUGUUCCCACUGAGAGGUACGUUGGUGAUCGAAACAUUUGCGACAUUCGGCAUCAUCUUCUUCAUCUUCUCCGUAGGUGUUAAGAUGGAACCUGUUACGCUCCUGCGUUCGCAGCCACAAGCUUUGGUAUUAGGCCUUUCAGUCUUCUUCUUCACCCUAAUACUACCUGUUGCUCUAGCCACCAUAUUAAGAAAUAACGUCCCCAUGCAAACUAGCUUCGCAGACUCCAUAACCCUAAUAGCCGGAAUGCAGUCCUUCACUAGUUUACCAGUCGUUGCAUGCCUUCUGAAUGAACUCAAGCUCAUCAACACUGAAAUCGGUCGCCUUGCGCUCUGUGCCUCAAUCUACUGUGACAUAUUGGGGAUUUUGGUUUCAGCGGUUGUGUUAUCAAUAACACAAACCAAGUCAAACAACUCAUAUCCAUCAUACCUACCGCUUCUAUCAGUAAUUGUACUAACACUUGUUAUUAUAUUCAUAGUCAGGCCACUGAUUCUAAGGUUCAUACACCAACUUCCCAUUGAGAAACCAAUAAAUGAAGCUUAUAUCGUCAACUUCUUCGUUCUGGUUCUUGUAGCUACGUUCGUUAGUGAGUUCAUAGGGCAACAUUUUGUGUUUGGGCCGUUGGUUUUGGGGAUGAUUGUGCCUGAUGGUCCUCCAUUAGGAACCUCAUUGACAAUGAAAAUUGACACUUUUGUUUCUGGGUUGCUUUACCCAACUUACCUAGCAGUGAGUGGACUGAACACCAAUGUCUUUCUCAUCAAAUUUGAGUCAGUUUGGAUAGUGGGUUCCAUUAUUGUGUUCUCUUUCUUUGUCAAGCUUGGGUCUGCAAUGGUUCCUGCCACUUUCUUUUGUAAUCUGCCUGCAAGAGAAGCUCUUACACUCGGACUUAUACUCAAUGCAAGAGGCAUCAUUGAUAUUAUGACCUUCAACGUCCUGAAACAGGGCAAGAUGCUAGGAGAUGAAGAGUUUUCGCUGGCAGUGAUAUCAGUGAUAUUCAUAUCAGCAACUAUAAUGCCAUUGAUAAAACUUCUCUACAAUCCAUGGCAUCAAUACCACAAAAUCAGGCAAAACACAAUCCAACAUGCCAAGUACAACUCCGACUUCAGAAUCCUCGUCUGCAUCCAUCACCACGACAACAUUCCCACCAUCAUUAACCUCCUCGAAGUCUCUCAUGCUUCGGAGGAAUCCCAUGUCAUAACCAUCGCUCUCGUCCUCGUCGAAUUGGCCGGCAGAACUACUCCUUUACUUGUAUCUCACAGGGCGCAAACACGAACAUUCGAGUCCACUUCCUCCACAACAGGUCAGAUUGUGAAUGCUCUCAGACGCUACGAGCAGUACAAUCAAGGAUGUGCAAUGGUGGAGUCUUUCACAAGCAUAUCUUCUUAUGCUACGAUGCAUGGAGACAUAUGUCGACUGGCUUUGGACAAGAGAGCCAACAUAGUCAUCAUGCCUUUUCACAAACAGUGGGCGAUCGAUGGCUCUGUUGGUUCGAUUCAUCGACCUAUACAGAAUUUGAACAUCAAUGUCCUCAACAAGGCUCCAUGCACCGUCGGAAUCCUAAUCGAUCGAGGAAUCGUAACGGGAUCAACAUCAGUUAUUGCCAGUAAAAGGGUAUUCAAUGUCGGAGUUCUGUUCUUCGGAGGAGCAGACGACGCAGAGGCCUUAGCAUACGCAGCUCGAAUGGUGAAUCACGAAUGCGUACGCCUCUUAGUCACCAGGUACAUUCUAUUCGGAAGCGAAAAUUCAAGAGAAAGAAAGCGAGACACCGAGACAAUCGACGAGUACCUGAAAGCCAACGCUGGGAACGAGAGGUUCAAGUACGAGGAACAAGUGCUGAGAGACGGCGUAGGAGUGGCGCAGUCGAUUAAAGCAAUGUCGGAUUGUUACGAUUUGAUGUUAGUAGGGAAGUACCAUCCGGAAUCUCCUCUGUUUACGGGGCUGGAUGAGUGGAGCGAGUGUCUGGAAUUGGGGAUCAUCGGCGAUUUACUGGCGUCGUCGGAUUUUGAGAGCAAGGCGUCGGUGAUUGUCGUGCAGCAGCAGAGAUUAGGAGGUCCGUUGAUCAAUCGGACAUCACAACAGGCGGCGGUCAAUGAUCGUUCGGAACGACCGGCGAAGAAGUCGCAGGUCCAUGAUGUUUCGUUUGAAGACAACUCGGUGAAGGCUGCGCAUCAAAAGCCGAUGCACCAUUCAGAUGAUUCGUGGUCUAUUGCCAUCAAUGCUAAAAAUCGACUUUAGACGACUUAGGAGUUUGUAAUUAAUUUAAGAAUUUUUUUUUCUUGCUCCUCUUCUAUUCCAUUUUUUCGAAGUACGAGGGCUUUAAUAUUU